CUAUCUAUCUAUCUAUCUAUCUAUCUAUCUAUCUAUCUAUCUAUCUAUCUAUCUGUGCAUGUAUGUAUAUAUAUGUGUGUAUGUGUGUGUGUAUAUAAAUAUACAGUCGUAUGCCUGUAUGUCGACACAUGCUUACAGCCUGUCUGUCUGUCCUCAUGCCCUCGGCGAAAAAUUCAAACCCACAAGAAAACAUUUGAAACACCGGAUUAAAAAUAUAAGGAAAAAAAGCGAAGACAACCUCUUCUCAGAGUAACAACAACAACAACAACAACAACAAGGAUAAGAAGAAAGCAAUAAUCGACAGAAAAGACAACACCAACAAGUUUAACAAAAAAAUAAUAACAAGAACGGAAUUAUUUUAAUAAUUAUACACAAAUAACAAAACAACAAAAGUGAAAUAUUUUUUUCUCAAUUUCCUUGUAAGUUUAUUGAUACACACACACACACAGACACACACAUAAUGUAGAUUUAUUUAUUGAUAUACGUAUAUAUGUAUCUAUCUAUCUAUCUAUCUAUCUAUCUAUCUAUCUAUCUAUCUAUCUAUCUAUCUAUAUAUAUAUAUGUAUAUAUCUGUUUAUACACUUGCACAUCAGUAUACAAACGCAUACAUAUAUUUAUAUACACACGUACAAAUCACGGAGUAAUACUGAUAUACCAAUACUUACAUAAAUACACACUGUCUAUCUAUCUAUCUAUCUAUCUAUACACAUACACAUGCCCCCUCUCUUUCUCCCCCUCUCUCUCCCCCGCCCUAUCUCCACACACAAAUACACACACACAUAUAUAUAUAUAUAAUUUAGCAACACCUCUUCGUCAAUCUUUACUUUCUACAUGCUGUUUGCAAUUCUCUUAACUUUUCCCGUUUCCAACACCCAACGACAGUAGACCGGCUCAAAACACUUACACACACACACACACACGAUAUAUCAAUAUCUACAUCUCUACAUUUGAUACAUAUUUUAGUUACACGUCUAAUAUAUAUUUAUAUACAUCCCAUCUAAUACACACCUAAAUAACUGAUGGCUAUUCUCAUCGGCAAGUGGUUAAACUCAGUCAGUAUCAAAUGGUUAAUUAUGAUCCUAUGGGCGUUUAUCUGUGUGUUGCUGUUUUAUCGAACGUUCAACCGUUACAAAUAUGAGCCACGGUUCUACUACGUACACCAGAUGUUAGGGUCAUCGCUGUGCAUCUCACGUGGGUCAGCGUCUGUGAUAAAUCUCAAUUGUGGAUUGGUUCUUCUACCCAUGUGUCGAGUCGUAGUUACUUCCUUACGUGGCAUACUAAGAAAGAUGAGUAUGUACACGAUGCGAGUGAUCAUAGAUUCGUGUAAAGGCUUCCAUAUAGCGUGCGCCUAUGCUAUAGUUCUUUCUUCAGUGAUCCACUACACUGCUCACGUGAUUAACGCCAGAAAUUUCUCAAUGAACUACAACAGAAUCUAUACAAAUGUCAACGCAGCUAAAUACCAAUACGAAGAUCCUCUUUGGAUUAUCCUAGGUACAGGUUGGUAUUAUUUCUUGAAAGACAAAGUCUUGGCACACGGUCAGCAUUUUGGGGAGGAGGGAAUAAGUCGUUUACAACGACUCCAAAAACUCAUCUGUUGCCUGCCUAAUGAAGAUAAAAUAAUAAAACCUGAAAACAAACUCUACACAAACGAUGAAGUCGUCAAUUUUAAGCGCUACUUUUCUCUUUAUAUUUUACAGUCAUAUUUAUGGGUGACAGCUCCAAUCUUGCUUUAUAUAGGUGACGUAGUGUACCGGAUACGCAGACGAUCCACUUCAACUCAUAUUAUCCAAACGGUGUUGCACGACGAUGUAAUCGAAUUAAAGAUGGUUAAAGACGGAUUAACAGCCCAUGCAGGUCAGUAUGUGCUGCUGCAAUUUCCAGCCAUCUCUGUCUUUGAAUGGCAUCCAUAUUCCUUAACAUCGUGUCCGAAGAAAGGGUCAGCCUUCACAGUCCACAUUCGAUCCCGCGGCGACUGGUCAGGUCGUCUGCGUAAGCUGAUUGAGGAUUGCCAAGAAGAAAGCCAUUACAUCAAUGAAGAAGCAGACAACAUUGCCAGAACGCAAAAAGUCAAGGUGAACCUCGACGGUCCUUUCAGCAGUCCGAUGGAAGACAUGAGCACUUAUCGUCUGCUUUUGUGUAUUGCAGGGGGCAUUGGAAUUACUCCGUUCGCAUCGUUUCUGGAUGCUUUCAGGACAAAUAAAAAACAACAAUGGAAAUUUCGACGAAUAUAUUUGAUAUGGAUUAAUAAGAAUAUACAAAAUAUCCGGUGGUUUGGAGAAUUGAUCCAUUCUUUACAUGAAGAGCUUUGGGAAUCUAAUCUUCCUGAUAUUUUUGACGUACGAUUCCAUUUUACUGAAAUAAGCAAGAAUUUAUGCGACGAUUUACCAGUUUCGUACCGAGAAUAUGUAAGAAAGCGGCUCACAUAUGGAAGACCAGACUGGACAGAACUGUUUAAUGAAAUUGUAGCGUCACAUCCCACGCAUCGAGUGGGCGUUUUUGCAUGUGGACCUAAGCAAUUGACAAAAGACGUGAACAAGCAAUGUUGGCGGAAGUAUUCCAACAAAACCACAUUUGAUUUCCACGAAGAAAUAUUUUGAUUUAUAAAAACUAAUUCACUUUGUCUGAAACAAAAUCUUCUUGGACGACAAGAUUUCAGUAAACCUAACAUAUUUUGACCAUCUUGUUUGUUCAAGUCGUCAAUUCAUCAUCUACUUUCAUCACCAGAAACAUUUCUUCUUAGAUGGAACACCACUGAAGACGAACGUUUGAGAUGAGAAUCUCUUCACGGUUAUAUUUCCUGAUCUUUUCAAAGAAAUUAUAGAGAUUCUACCUUCACAUAAAAUAUUGUAUACGAGAAUUCAACCCCUUAUUUAAUUCUAUAUUAUUUUACGUAUUUUUUUUCUUUGUGAAAUCUUUGUUAAAAUUGAAACCUUGUGUUGUUCUUGGACGCGAAAGCAAGAAAGAAAAAUAUAAAGAAUAUUUGUUGACCAAAUAUGGUUAUGUACAACAACGUUCAAUGUACAUUUAUUUGUAUUUGUUUAAAUCGAAAUAAACUGUUGGCCGUCUGUUGGCACACCGUG
Molecule: messenger RNA, 3080 nt
Organism: Octopus bimaculoides (California two-spot octopus)
Lineage: Eukaryota; Metazoa; Mollusca; Cephalopoda; Octopoda; Octopodidae
Product: NADPH oxidase 4
Biological process (GO): defense response; superoxide anion generation
Cellular component (GO): NADPH oxidase complex; plasma membrane
Molecular function (GO): superoxide-generating NAD(P)H oxidase activity
Source: RefSeq, a predicted model, not a curated record